UCAAGACAAAUUAGAAAGCAUUCAAUCCAAAUCGUAGAGAAGUAAAGAAACCAUACAGAAAAUAAGUAAUUUUUUCCUAGAUCCGAAAUUAGUUGUGAAUUCAUUUUCUCGUGAUCCCAGUACAAGAUGAGUGAGGAAGAAGUACCUGGAGAGGGAGGUGAGGAGUCGCCCGGAGCCGGAUCGGUUGAAGAGGUGGCUGCCCCAGUGCCCGAUACCACCACCGCUGAACCCGUGGAUACCACCACUUCGGGAGCCCGGAUGAUAAUGAUGAUGAACCACCCAUGGCUGGCGGCCGCCGCAGUGGCCGUUUAUGCCACCAAGGUAAUGUGGCUUAAGUUUCGCGAACUCGGACUGGCCAAACAGAAAAAGUCGACUAAAUAUCAGGACAAGACGCUGAAACCCCAGAAGGAUACCAAAGAAUGUGGGUUGGAAUCUGAAUCUGAGGAAGAGUCUGAUGCGGAGCCAGAUGAAGGUGAUCCUGCCUCAAAACCACCUCUAAAGUGGGUCGAUAAUGCUUGCGAUUUGGGUACUGAAGGAUCGUCAAUCAACGUUUUUCAUUAACGAUUUGAGAGACUUGUAAUAUGAUCGAAAUUCUUGCAAAUCAACAAAAUUAUUUAAAAGGAUAGUGCUUGGAUAUAUCCUAUAAAUUAACUUGGUAUUUUAAUAAGGUUCUUGGCUUACGUUGAAUGCUGUGAAGAGAUGUUCAGCUGUUCACUGUACGAACAAUAAAUGUGAAUCCAAAUAUAAA
Molecule: messenger RNA, 748 nt
Organism: Drosophila subpulchrella
Lineage: Eukaryota; Metazoa; Arthropoda; Insecta; Diptera; Drosophilidae
Exons: 2
Coding region: 127-561 (144 amino acids)
Source: RefSeq, a predicted model, not a curated record